AUUCGGUGCAGUUUCACUUUGGAAAGAAAAUGUAUAUACGGAUUUUUUCACUGCUUCUCCUAUGGGUCUCUUGCUUUACUGAAAUAUCUGCCACUAAUGACUUAACUGUGAUAGUUGGUGGCACUGGAGCCCAUCCACAAAAAUACCGCAUGGCAGCUCGUCUCGGACAUCACUAUUCUACUCGCAACCAAACCAAGUGGUUUUGCGGAGGCACGUUGAUUAGUAAUCAGGUGGUUUUGACGGCUGCUCACUGCUUUUAUUCUUAUAUCGGAGCAGUGAAUAUUGUGCGACUGGGAGAACUUGUUUUCGAUAGCAACAAGGACGAUGCCGAGCCAGAGGACAUUGAAGUUCUCGAAUUGAAAGCCCAUCCAGAGUUCCGGUAUCCCGCUCUCUACAACGAUAUUGGGAUUGUCCGUUUGCGUAGGAAAGUAACCUUUAGUCGUUACAAGCUGCCCGCCUGCUUGCCUUUGAAUAAUGGAGAUCAGUUCGAUGCCUUCACUGCCAUCGGAUGGGGUCAAAAGAGACCCGACGAGUUCGAGCCAUCCAAGGAACUGAGGGAGGUGCUUCUCCGAAACUAUGGUCAGACUUGUCAGGGAACAAUAGAACCGAACGAGGACUUGCCUGAAGGAUUUCACGCACAGUCCCAGCUUUGUGUUGGAUCCCCGGAACAUAAGGACACAUGUAAUGGGGACUCGGGAGGUCCUCUGCUCGUUAGUUAUUCCGGAGAUGGUUGCCAAUAUCAAGUAAUGGGUAUCACGUCAGUUGGAAUCGCCUGUGAUACUCCGGACUUUCCCAGUUUGUACACGAAGGUGCACUUCUUCCGGGAUUGGAUCAAAGGAGAGUUGACUGGCAGUUAAAAAAACCAAGACGCUGCUGUUAACAACAGUUUUAAUACUUUAUAGAAUAGUUAUUUUUUUACUCCAUUGGCAUUUAGAACAUUGCUACGCAUUAACAUUUAGCAAGAAAAAUGCAAUUAACAAUUAUCGUUCUUAUCAUGAUUUCAAUAAAUUUCUAUUCUAUAUUUAGGAAAUGUAAAUUCCGACUUAUCAAUAAAUCCGAUUAGUGAAUCCCAAA
Messenger RNA from Drosophila rhopaloa, 1074 nucleotides. Its product is annotated as serine protease snake-like. The record is from RefSeq and is a predicted model, not a curated record. Lineage: Eukaryota; Metazoa; Arthropoda; Insecta; Diptera; Drosophilidae. The transcript is spliced from 3 exons. Gene Ontology annotation, molecular function: serine-type endopeptidase activity. Gene Ontology annotation, biological process: proteolysis. The coding region runs from base 30 to 857 and encodes 275 amino acids.